UAAUGAAGGGGAACGCUGUCUUUUCAUUGUAGUAGAGUGAAAGCGGAAAACUCUCAUGAUCUACUCCUACAGUUUUGUUCUAUCGGCUUCCCAAUCUCUCCAGCUUUUGGAUGCUGGAUCAAAAUAAGCAAGCGUAGACUCGCGCAAUGUAUGUCAAGAACCUGGUUUUUGUUCUGUGUCUUAUUGUUUCAGGCAUUGGGCUUACCACUGCCCAAACUUGUCUUGAAACCGGCAACUUCACCACUAAUAGUACAUACGGUAGAAACCGUGAUCUCAUCCUCACUUCUCUCCCAACUAAUGUCUUGGAAAAAGGUGGUUUCUUCAAUGCCACCAUUGGCCAAGAACCCAAUAAAGUUUACGCUCAAGCACUUUGCAGAGGGGACUUAUCUGCAGAAGAUUGUCUUACCUAUGUCAAUUUUACAGCCCAACAACUUAUAACAAACUGUACAAACCAGAAGGAAGGAUUUUCAUGGGAUGGUGAUAUUCCAUGCUUAGUGCGCUAUUCAAACCAAUCCUUUUUUGGGGUUCUGGCACUGGAUCCGAUACAAGAGGCAAUUAACCCGAAUGACAUUAAUGACGCCGCAUCGAAUAUAACACAAUUUUUUCAGGUUUGGGGUGAAUUAAUGGAAGCCGUCGCUACAAAAGCUUCCAUGGGUUCUUCAAGGCUCAAGUAUGCAACUGGGGUGGCUGAUGAGAUACAGGCACUAAUGCAGUGCACUCCAGAUUUGUCCCAGAGUGAUUGCUUAACUUGUCUAAGGACAUUGGUCCGCCGGUACACAGCAUGUUGCCGCACUUAUCAAGGAGGUUAUGUCGAGACACCGAGCUGCCGUAUGCGUUGGGAUUUGUAUACCUUCUUUGCACCUACUACUGACACUGUGCGCAUAUCUCUUUCGCCUCCACCUAGUAACUCUCCUCCAGAUUCAACUAAGAAUACAACAGCAACAAUAAAAGAAAAUGGAGGUAAUCAAUCUCGAACUAUUGUGAUUAUUGUUGUUCCAAUCAUUAUUUUCAUCGCAAUGGUCGUCCUCAUUUGCGUUCUUCUACGAAAGAGGAGAAAGUCAAAGAGACAGAUGAAAACCACAGGCGAUGAUGACGGCUUGGAAUCAUUACAAUUUGACUUCAAAGCGGUAAGAGAGGCAACAGACAAUUUCUCCGAGAGUAACAUGCUCGGACAAGGUGGAUUUGGUGCUGUUUAUAAGGGUAGGCUUCAGGACGGACGAGAGAUAGCUGUAAAGAGGCUACAUUAUGAAUCUGGACAAGGAAAAAUGGAAUUUAAAAAUGAAGUUCUGUUAAUGGCAGGGCUUCAGCACAGGAAUUUGGUUAGGCUCCAAGGCUUUUGCUUGGAAAGAAGAGAAAGGCUUCUUAUAUUUGAGUUUAUGCCAAACUCAAGCCUGGACCAGUUCCUAUUCGAUCCAGUCAAACCACGAUUAGAUUGGGACAGAAGAUUCAAAAUCAUAGCAGGAAUUGCUCGGGGAUUACUUUACCUUCAUGAAGAUUCUCAAUAUCGAAUCAUUCAUCGUGACCUGAAGGCUGCAAAUAUUCUGUUAGAUGCAGAGAUGAAUCCUAAAAUUUCUGAUUUUGGAAUGGCAAGAUUGUUUGCAGCGGAUCAAACUAGAGACAGGACAAGAAGAGUAGCAGGAACUUUUGGAUAUAUGGCUCCCGAAUACGUAAAGCAUGGAAAAUUUUCACUCGAGUCUGAUGUUUAUAGCUUUGGUGUGUUGAUCCUGGAAAUCAUUUGUGGUGACAAAAUCUGCAAUUUUCGUAAGGAUGGUGUGGAUCUUCUAACCUAUGCUUGGAGAAAUUGGAGGGAAGGGAGAGCUUUAAAUCUAGUGGAACCUUUUUUGAGGGAUGGUUCUGGCUCAAGAAGUGAAAUGACAAGAUGCAUCCAUAUCGGAUUGCUUUGUGUUCAAGAAAAUUACGCUAGUAGGCCAACCAUGAACUCUGUUGUUCUGAUGCUCAGUGAUAGUUCCAUGUCAAUUCCAAUGCCCUCCACACCUGCCUUUAUGCUCUCAGCCUCUACCGUGCAGUCAGAGGCAUCAUCAUCAUCAACAACAGAUCAUAAUUCAGAUCAAUGCAGUAGAAAUGAGGUUUCGAUUACUACACUAGAUCCUAGAUGAAACAUUAAGCAUGGAGGAUAUAUCUGAAU
Theobroma umbraticum is the source of this 2146-nucleotide messenger RNA. RefSeq names its product cysteine-rich receptor-like protein kinase 34. The record is from RefSeq and is a predicted model, not a curated record. Lineage: Eukaryota; Viridiplantae; Streptophyta; Magnoliopsida; Malvales; Malvaceae. Gene Ontology annotation, molecular function: protein serine/threonine kinase activity; ATP binding. Gene Ontology annotation, cellular component: plasma membrane. Gene Ontology annotation, biological process: protein phosphorylation.